Messenger RNA from Meloidogyne enterolobii, 400 nucleotides. The record is from the annotation of a GenBank genome assembly. NCBI's taxonomy places the organism in Eukaryota, Metazoa, Nematoda, Chromadorea, Rhabditida, Meloidogynidae.
UUUGAACCUUAAACUAAUCUCCUUACCCAAACGUAUGAACCUGAUGCACUAUCCAGUAAACCACGCAGACCAUUCAAAAAAUAGAAAAAUGUUUUUUAACCGUCUCAAAUUUUCUUUCUUUUAUUUUCACGCCUUCCAUCCUUCCAUCUUCUCUUUUGUCGGAGUCUAUAACAGGCUCCGGAGCUUUUCCUUGGCUCCGGAGCUUUCAAAAUCUUUCUCCGGCUCCGGAGCUAGCUCCAAACCAUACCCAUUAAUGCUCCAAACAGUACAUAAAUUAUUUUUUAAGUUUAACCUAGCCAACAGUAAGUUCAACAAAAGCUCUAUAGCUUAUAAGGUAAAUUUGUUAUUUAGUUUUAAUAAAAUAUUAGCUUUAAAUUUUAUAAUUUAUUUAGUAAAAUGA